Penicillium odoratum is the source of this 795-nucleotide messenger RNA. RefSeq lists its product as uncharacterized. The coding region runs from base 1 to 795 and encodes 264 amino acids. The record is from RefSeq and is a predicted model, not a curated record. NCBI's taxonomy places the organism in Eukaryota, Fungi, Ascomycota, Eurotiomycetes, Eurotiales, Aspergillaceae. Gene Ontology annotation, cellular component: RNA polymerase II transcription regulator complex. The transcript is spliced from 4 exons. Gene Ontology annotation, molecular function: DNA-binding transcription activator activity, RNA polymerase II-specific; transcription cis-regulatory region binding.
AUGCAAUCUACUGCUCAGGACCAUGCGGACCAGGUGCUCCAUGACCAGCUGCUUGCUGCUCAGCACCACCUCCCUGGUCCUCGUCACCCGGGUGGUCCCAGCCCACAGCAGCACAUGGCACCUAGCACUGCCAGCCCUCGCGACCAAGCUAACAUUGAUCCCGCCAUCUCUGGUGCGGCCAUGAUGGGUGCGGCUCCCCCGCAAACCCCCACCCAACCCCAGCAGGGUUCGCCUGAGAGUGACAGCCCCAAGACUUACGGCAAGCGUGAACUCUCCACCUCCAAGCGUGCUGCCCAGAACCGCGCUGCCCAACGUGCAUUCCGCCAGCGCAAGGAGACUUAUAUCCGUAAGCUGGAGGAUGAGGUCAAGAAUGUUGAUGGCUACAAAGAACACUUGGCCAAGCUCAACAAUGAGGUCUUUGCUCUUCGCGAAUACAUCAUCAGCCUUCAGUCUCGUCUUAUGGAGGCGCAGGUUGAGGUCCCUGAACAGCCCGCCAACAUUGAUCUGAACCAGAACCCCCGCCAUGAUCUUGGUCUCGGUCUUCCCGGUGGCAGCAACGUCGCCACCUCUGGUGCCCAGCAGGCUCAGCACCCCGGCUCUGUCAAUGACGACAUGAACUCGCUAAACCGCAUUGCCGUCGCCGGUCUGGGUAUGCGUAAGCACCCCGAAGAAGCUAACUUCAUGGCAAACAACUUCCAACAUAACAAACGCCCCCGCGUCGAUGAGAACACUACCGACCCCGACCUUGUCACCAAGCAAGAAGGCCAGCACCAGCAUGGCCUCCCCUUGGCUUAA